AUGAUCCCGAUCGCAAGACAUUCGGCCCUUCGCGCCGUCCGCUCCCAACUCGUUCCGCGGGCUUUCAACCAGUCUGCGCUCGCCCGCCUUCUCUCCACCUUGGCCGUCCUUGAACAGCGUGAUGGCAAGCUCCAGGCCUCAUCUCUCUCCGCAAUUGCAGCUGCACAGAAGCUAGGAGGACCCGUCACUGCAUUUGUGGCAGGAAACGGCGUUAAGGGAACCUCGGCUGCGGAGGCAGCUAAGAUUAAGGGCCUGGAUAAGGUAGUGGCCGUGGACAGCGAGGCUUAUGAGAAGGGUCUCGCCGAGAACUACGCUCCUCUUCUCGUUGAGAACAUUAAAAAAGGCGAAUACACCCAUAUCGUUGGCGGCCACUCCGCUUUCGGAAAGAGCCUUCUGCCUCGCGUGGCAGCUUUGCUGGAUGUUCAGCAGGUGUCUGAUAUCACCGGAAUUGAGAGCGAGGACACUUUCGUCCGCCCUAUCUACGCUGGAAACGCCAUUCUCACUGUGCAGUCGAGCGACCCCAUCAAGGUCCUCACCGUUAGAGGCACUGCUUUCCAGGGUGUUGAGACUGAGGGUGGCUCCGCAGAGAUCGUUGAGGGGGUUGACCCCAAGGCACCCGCCCAGACCGAGUGGGUUUCUGAGGAACUUGCCAAGUCUGAGCGCCCCGACCUGGGUACCGCAUCCCGUGUUGUGUCCGGUGGCCGUGGCUUGAAGUCGAAGGAGGAAUUCGACCGGGUGAUUGUGCCUUUGGCCGAUACGCUCGGAGCUGCUAUUGGCGCUUCCCGUGCCGCUGUUGACAGUGGCUUCGCUGAUAACAGUCUGCAGGUUGGCCAGACGGGCAAGAACGUUGCGCCUCAACUGUAUCUCUGCGCUGGUAUCUCCGGUGCUAUCCAGCAUCUUGCUGGUAUGAAGGACAGCAAAGUUAUCGCUGCUAUCAACAAGGACCCUGAUGCGCCUAUCUUUCAGGUUGCGGAUGUCGGCCUUGUCGGCGAUCUUUUCGAGAAAGUGCCUGAGUUGACCGAAAAGUUGAAGAGCCAGGCUUAG
Aspergillus bombycis is the source of this 1044-nucleotide messenger RNA. RefSeq names its product electron transfer flavoprotein subunit alpha/FixB family protein. The record is from RefSeq and is a predicted model, not a curated record. Lineage: Eukaryota; Fungi; Ascomycota; Eurotiomycetes; Eurotiales; Aspergillaceae. The coding region runs from base 1 to 1044 and encodes 347 amino acids. Gene Ontology annotation, cellular component: mitochondrion. Gene Ontology annotation, molecular function: flavin adenine dinucleotide binding; electron transfer activity. The transcript is spliced from 3 exons.